This is a messenger RNA of Taeniopygia guttata (zebra finch), 953 nucleotides long. Lineage: Eukaryota; Metazoa; Chordata; Aves; Passeriformes; Estrildidae. The record is from RefSeq and is a predicted model, not a curated record.
UUCCAGCACAAAAUGUCUCCCACACCCUGCCCUCACCCACCCUCAGGAUGUCCUACACCCUGUGCCGAGGUGGGAGGCACCUGCAGCCACCUCGGCCAGUGUCGUCCUCCUGAGGAUUUUGGCCAGCUUGUCCGAAGCCUCUCUGCUCUGCUGCAAGGUGACAAGCUGGUGAGGCAGGAAGUCACCACAACAUCUUCCCCAAAAAAGCAGCAGCACUUUGCUACCGAGCCGCUGCAGCAGCUUCAGGGGAGUCCUUUUCUGGGCCUUGGGGAACCAGCCGGCUCCACGGCAUGGGGUGAUGGUGGAUGUUGGGGAAUGGUGACAGGACACCCCAAAAGGCUCAGAUGCCACCCUAAAUGGCUGUGAGGCCACCCCAAAGGGCUGGAAAGCCACUCCAAAUGGCUAGGAGGCCACCCCAAAGGGUUAAGAGGCCACCCGAGCUCCCACUUCACUGCAGGGAACUGCUGUACCCUAAAAACCAGCCCAGGCAAGCAGCUGUCCAUGUCCUGCUUUGAGGCACACCAGAAUCAGCCUUCCAAUCAUUGGGACAACCUUUGGAAAUCAGGCUGGACUUUCACCCUGACUCCAUUUCCCAUUUCCCACUCAUUUUACAGACAUUCUUCUCCAGGCAAAGUUGCCAGCUUCCAUGUAGCUGUCAGCAAGCUGAGUGAGACUCUCAAUGUGACAGACCAAAGGCAGUUUGCCACGAGUUUUAUGAAACUUGUGAAAGCUGAGGACACCAAGUUUUGUGUUGACAUUCUGGUAAACAUUCAGGUUUUGUCAGAGGCUAUAUGGGGGGGAAAUCUGUCAAAAUUCCCCGUUACUCACGAUUUUAUGAACCAGAAUAAACUAUGGAAUGAUCAGCAUCUGAGCACAAAGGUCUCCAAUGCUAAAGUGCCUCAAUGCUUACUGAGAUGCUAUCUUUGAUAUGAUGAGCUAAAUAAAAAACAGGG